UGCACACGGCUCCAAUCAGAAAGAGUCUGUGUUCAUGAGGCUCAAUAAUCGCAUCAAAGUCCUGGAGAUGAACAUGUCCCUCAGCGGACGCUACCUGGAGCAGCUGAGUCAGAGAUACAGAAAGCAGAUGGAGGAGAUGCAGAGAGCCUUUAACAAAACUAUCAUCAAGCUCCAGAACACCUCCAGAAUGGCUGAGGAGCAGGACCAGAGGCAGACGGACUCCAUCCAGGCUCUACAGGCUCAGCUGGAGAACGUGACUCAGCUCGUGAUCGGUCUGUCUGUCAGCGUGAGUCGACUUCAGCAAGAGGUGUCUGACAGACAGAGCUAUAUUCUGCUGUGUCUGCUUCUCUGUGUUCUUCUGGGGCUGCUGAUCUGUGUGAACUACCGUCAGAUAUCAGAGAGUCCGGCUCUCCAUUCACCGGACAGAGAGUGGUCUGAUGCUGAAGCUGUGCUGCUGAGACGCAGAGCCUCUGAUCCUCCAUCGCUCUCGUCCCUUCAGUCACUCGACGGAGCUUCAGAAGAGACCAGCAGCCGUAAGCAGCGGGAAGACUGUGAAGUUAGUAGAGAAAAGAAGCUAAGCAGAGGUCCAGAGACGCUGUUCCCUCACUCCACCAUCACUCCUCCAGGUCUGGAGACGGACAGCAGAGACGUGUCUGACGGCAGCUCUGAAGGAUCCUCGCUGGCCGACGAGACGCUGUUCUGUGGAAUCAGCAGCUGUGCUCGUCUGUGUGAGGCGUUACCGGCCCCGAAGGUCUGGACUCAUCAGAAGAGCCGGCCGCAUCAGAAUCAUCAUCAGAGCGGCUCCAGACGCUCACAGAACCAGCCUCCGCAGCGCAGCGGCCCGCGCCGGACCGGCACUGAGACCGGACACAACCGGACUGAACCGCCUCUGAGACUGAACCAGACCAGACCGGCUCUGAGACUGGACCAGAACGGACCGGACCGGACCGGACCAGCUCUGAGACUGGACCAGACCGGACAGAACCGGCUCUGAGACUGGACCAGACCGGACAGAACCGGCUCUGAGACUGGACCAGACCGGACAGAACCGGCUCUGAGACUGGACCGGACCGGACAGAACCGGCUCUGAGACUGGACCAGACCGGACAGAACCGGCUCUGAGACUGGACCAGACCGGACAGAACCGGCUCUGAGACUGGACCGCACUGGACCUGAGACUCUGAUUCUGGAGAUGUUCACACACUGGACGCUGAACCCGUACAGAUCCUCACACCUUCUUCUCUUCAACACUGAGGCUUAUGCAGUUUGCACUGGUUUUUCUAAUUAUGUGCCACAAACUUUCAGACAAUCGUUAUUAAAAUAUAAAUAAUC
Puntigrus tetrazona (Sumatra barb) is the source of this 1332-nucleotide messenger RNA. Its product is annotated as SUN domain-containing ossification factor-like. Lineage: Eukaryota; Metazoa; Chordata; Actinopteri; Cypriniformes; Cyprinidae. The transcript is spliced from 7 exons. Gene Ontology annotation, biological process: protein folding in endoplasmic reticulum; regulation of bone remodeling. The coding region runs from base 35 to 994 and encodes 319 amino acids. The record is from RefSeq and is a predicted model, not a curated record. Gene Ontology annotation, cellular component: cytoplasm; membrane.